Misgurnus anguillicaudatus (oriental weatherfish) is the source of this 562-nucleotide messenger RNA. Lineage: Eukaryota; Metazoa; Chordata; Actinopteri; Cypriniformes; Cobitidae. The record is from RefSeq and is a predicted model, not a curated record.
GUCAUAUAUGUGAUUGUUUUGUUGUAGGAUGACUAUAAUCACGUCCAUGGAGGAAAGUGGGCGAUCAGUAACUUGCGUCUCUAUCUGGAGAGCACCAGAGGACAUGAUGUCACCAAUCACCUGUUUGAUCAGAUCAACUGUAUCGUUGUUCAUUCCCUAAAGGCUGUAGUUCCGGUUAUGAACAAUGACAAACACUGCUUUGAAUGUUAUGGUUAUGACAUCAUUAUUGAUGACAGACUCAAACCCUGGUUAAUCGAGGUGAAUGCAUCACCUUCUUUGACCUCCAGCACAGCCAACGACUGGAUCCUGAAAUAUAACCUCAUCAACGACACGCUGAACAUCGUCACACCCAACGGUGAAAUCCCAGAAUGCCGCUGGAACCGCAACCUCCCCAAAGAGGCUCUGGGACACUAUGAAGUCCUUUACGAUGAGGAACAAGCUGUGAGCGAGAGCGCCGAGCGAGACCUCCGGAGCCGGUCCGGUCAGUCAUCUGGAUCAAAGGGCUCGAGAUCAAGCAGCGUCCGACCCUUCCCAGCCACCUGGAAAUGACGUCAGCCGUGAC